Messenger RNA from Lachancea sp. 'fantastica', 2493 nucleotides. Lineage: Eukaryota; Fungi; Ascomycota; Saccharomycetes; Saccharomycetales; Saccharomycetaceae. The record is from the annotation of a GenBank genome assembly.
AUGGCAGAAACAUCAAUUUCAGCGGAAAAACUGAAACGUCUCUUGCUGAGACUGCCGCACGAAUGCCUGGGUUUGGAUUUGACUGGCAUCGGCAGCUCGAAACUGGCCAAAACGGUGCUCAAACACCUGUGGCAGCUUAUUCGCAACCCCAAUUCUGCGGUAACUUAUCGUAAAAGAGCGCAGAUAAUUAUGAUCACUUUGGCGUUCUCAGUGGUCACGGCCGGGUCCGGAGUGGGCUACGGGAUCUACAGGGUGAUAUCAAACAUUCGAACAGGCGCCUUUGGCCGCAAACCAGUCAUGAGACGCACCAGAUCGCAGAUAAUGCUUGCCAACGGCGCAAGGGUAAUGUAUGUGCCGUACGAUGAAAAUGCGGAUAACAAAAAACGAGUGCUGAUCAGACCGAAAAAUGACGAUCGGUAUGAGCACGAUAAAUUCCUGUUUAAGUACCUGGGCAAAAACAAACCGUCUCAGCUCUUCUACUCCAAGUUUCUCAGUCAAUUAAGCAUUAUUUACCGCAUUUUGGUCCCCAAAUUCACAGACAGAAACUCGUUUUUGAUAGCUUUCCAGAUAUUUUUUUUGGUGAUGAGAACAUGGCUGUCGCUGUUCGUGGCACGCUUAGAUGGUCAAAUCGUCAAGGAUAUUAUAUCCGGAAAAGGCAAGAAAUUUCUGGUAGAUCUUUUGUGCUGGUUUCUAAUUGCAUUCCCCGCAUCCUACACCAAUAGCGCAAUUAAAUUUCUGCAACGCAAGCUAAGUUUGAAUUUCAGGAUCAACUUGACCCGUUACAUUCACGACAUGUAUUUGGACAAGAGACUGUCGUUUUACAAAUUGGCUUUCGAUAAUCAGGCUUCCAGCUCGGUUAUUGCCAACAUCGACAACUCUAUAACCAACGACGUCACGAAAUUCUGUGACGCAAUAUGUUCGGUGUUUGCCAAUAUAGCCAAACCCGUUAUCGACUUGGUUUUUUUCUCCGUAUACCUUAGGGAUAACCUCGGCACGUUUGGUAUCGUGGGCAUUUUUGUCAAUUACUUCAUCACCGGCUACACUCUGAAGCGCUGGACGCCGCCACUGGGUAAGCUCGUGAGCAAGCGUUCUGCGGCAGAAGGCGAUUAUUACAAUUACCAUUUGAAUUUAAUCAACAACACCGAAGAGAUUGCCUUCUACCACGGCACAAAAGUUGAGCGGACAAAGGUUAAUGCGCUGUACGAUUACUUAAUGGACCAGAUGUUGUUGGUUGAUCGCGUGAAAAUCAACUACAACAUACUCGAAGAUUAUGUGCUCAAAUACACUUGGUCUGCGCUAGGCUAUGUCUUUGCUUCGAUUCCAAUCGUGGUUACGACGUAUAGCACGGGUAUCAACAAUGAGGAAAUCAACAUGCGUGAAUUCAUUGUUAAUAAACGGCUAAUGCUGUCUUUGGCUGACGCGGGAAGCAGACUCAUGCAUUCCAUCAAAGACAUAGCACAGCUAACCGGGUACACGAACAGAAUAUUCACACUGCUCGCUGUUUUGCACAGAGUCCACUCAACAGAAUUCAAUUACGGCGCUGCCACAGAUGACGUCGAGUCGAGAGUGGACCAUGAAGCUACCAUCAGUACUGAAACCGUUCGAGGAACGGUGCAAAAAGGCUUUAACGGAAUACGUUUCGAAAACAUUGAUGUUAUUAUUCCCUCUAGGUACGGUAAAGAGGGCACAAAGCUAAUAAACAAAUUGAGAUUUCAAAUUCCGCCAGUCCCCAUUCUGGACAGCCCAAAUUCCGAUUCUCAGAUUAAUCUCAGUCAAAAGCUGAUGCCUCAAGGUCCCGGUAGCAGUAUGUUGAUCCUGGGGCCCAACGGUUGUGGUAAAACUUCUAUCCAGCGCAUUAUUGCUGAGAUCUGGCCAAUCUACAAUAAGAACGGUUUGUUGUCUGUCCCAGGUGCAUCUGAUCUAUUCUGUGUUCCUCAAAGAGCAUACUUUAUCCAAGGCGGGACUUUCCGUGAUCAGAUCAUAUACCCCAUGUCUGCAGACACUUUUUUUGACGCGGGUCAUAAAGACAAAGAGCUGGUUCACAUUCUUGGUGAAGUCAAACUCGAUUAUCUACUCAAGAGAGGUACUGGAUGGCAAUAUCUGGAUAUGGUCGCCGAAUGGAAGGACGUUUUGAGUGGGGGCGAGCGGCAGCGCAUGAAUUUUGCUCGAAUCAUGUUCCAUAAACCGAGAUUCGUGGUGCUUGACGAAGCCACAAAUGCAAUUAGCUCGGACAUGGAGGACUACCUGUUCAAUUUGCUAAAAAGGUACCGCUUUAAUUUUAUCACUAUAUCACAGCGCCCAUCGUUGAUUAAGUAUCACGACCUUGCACUAGACAUUACGGGAGACGAGACGUGGCGUCUGCAAGAUUUGGGUACAGACGAAGCUAUAACGUCUAUUGACAAAGAAAUUGAAACUCUGCAAGAAAAACUGGAGAACGUCAAUUUGUGGGAAAAGGAGCGCACUGCGCUCAGUCGGAAACUCGCUUAUAUUUGA